Messenger RNA from Orbicella faveolata, 663 nucleotides. RefSeq lists its product as uncharacterized. The record is from RefSeq and is a predicted model, not a curated record. Lineage: Eukaryota; Metazoa; Cnidaria; Anthozoa; Scleractinia; Merulinidae.
GAAUAAUAAUAAUAAUGAAAUAAAUGAAUAAACCAACAAUUUGUGUUGGUUUUAUUCCCUUUUUUCAUUGUCCCAGACACGAAGUUAUGCAACAUGGUCUGGUGUGGGAAAGGUUCGAGCGUGGGAAGGAGAAAGACAUGCUUGGUUUUUUCCGCUGCAGAGUGUCAUGUGGUCUAGUAUUCUCAACUAAAGCCACCAGAAAUAGCCAUGAAAGCAAGGCACAUCCCAAUAUCACUGUCGAGGCUCAGGAUCUGCAGGGGGAGGCAAAUGGGGGAGCAGCAAAGGAAGAUUUCCUGUUCAAUUACCAUCAGGCAAAGCUGGCCUUUGGUUUCAUUUUGUUCGAGUUUGGCGAUGCAAUUAAAGAGGGAGACAGUGAGAGGCUUCAUGACUUUUACAAGGUCACUCUGCUACUGUACAAAGCACAUGGCAAGAUGAAAUACGCCUCUGUCAUUCUACUGUACUUAGCCAAAAUUGAAGCCAUUUUGUCCGAAUCAGAUGCACAUGACCUUAAAUGGAAUAGAACAUUUAACAAACAUGGAUUGCCAGGAAUGAACAUUCCACUUGACUUGAGAACUGAGCAGUUCAAUCAUGAUGUUAAAAGCAUGUGGAAGUCACUUGCUGCCAACAUCAAUGAAGAUUCAGCAGCUUGAAUUGCUAAUACCG